Messenger RNA from Bursaphelenchus okinawaensis, 2576 nucleotides. Lineage: Eukaryota; Metazoa; Nematoda; Chromadorea; Rhabditida; Aphelenchoididae. The record is from the annotation of a GenBank genome assembly.
AUGGGUACACCGAUAGCACCGGCAAAACUUAACAUUGGCGACAAGGUGAAGGACACUUGGAUUGUGAAGAAAAAACUCGGAGAAGGUGAGGGAGUGGUGAAGUUUUCAAAGUUUUUUAUAUUGGGGAGGGGGCACUUUUGGUCUGGGGGCGAGGCAUGAAUCUCGAAUGCCCUGUACAGAGCAGGGCAUUGCAGGGCAUAUGAUGGAAAUUUGCCACGCCCUAUCCUGUGUCGAAGCCUGGGCGGGGGUCGAAAAAAUCCACAGAGGGCCCACGUUCAACUUUUUCAAAAAUUUUUUUUGAGGAGGGGUACCUUUGUCACCCUCCUUGCGCCCGGCUCUAGGUGGCAGAGCGGGGGGGGGGUGUUUUAUACAGAGGUUUGAAUGUAUUAGGUUGUUCAAUUAAUUCUGCGCUCCCUAAAAAAAUGAAAAAUUACAGGAACAUUUCAAUUGAGAAAGGGCUCAGAAUUAUUUGAACAAACCUAAUAGAGUCAUUUAACUCCGAACAUUUGCUUUCAAAAGAGGCUCAAACUUAUUUGAACAACGUAACAUAUAAUAUAAUAUUCUCAGGAUCCUGUGGCAUGGUAUUCCUGGUCCAAAGCGUCAAGCUCUCCGGCCCCGAGGGCAAGGCCGCGAUGAAAGUGGAGCCAUUCAUGAAGUCGAAAGACGACGAAAUCCUCAAAAUGGAAGUGUUCGUGCUGAAGAAGGUGCAAAAGUCUAAGCACGCGUGCAAAUUGUUAAUGGCUGGGAAGGACCGCAACUUUAGUUUCUUGAUCAUGUCGUUGUUGGGCAAGGAGUUGAGCGAACUCCGCCGUCGAUAUUACCCCGACCGGAAGAUGGGACCAGUAGCGUCGUUGAGGGUUGGCGUACAGGCUUUGCAGGUAAGAGAAAGUUGAUUUUUUUUUAAAUUCUGAGGUUUGUAAAGAAAGUUCUUGCUAUUUCUUGUUUUGUAAAGGAAGUUCUUGCCGUUUUUUGUAUUGUAAAGAAAGUUCUUGCUAUUUUGUAUUUUGUAAAAAAAGUUCUGGCUAUUUUUUGUUUUGUAAAGAAAGUUCUUGCUAUUUUGUAUUUUGUAAAGAAAGUUCUUGCCGUUUUUUGUAUUGUAAAGAAAGUUCUUGCUAUUUUGUAUUUUGUAAAGAAAGUUCUUGCUAUUUUUGUCUAUGAAACUUAUUUUAGGCUAUCAGAGACCUCCAUUCGGUGGGUUUUGUUCACCGUGAUGUAAAACCGACAAACUUUGCCUGCGGCCAUGCCAAUCGGCACAUUAUCUACAUGUUCGACUAUGGACUGUCACGACAAAUUAUGACAAAUGAAGGUGGAAAACUCAAGCUACGCGAACCCAGAGAAAAGGUAUCGUUCCGUGGCACGGUACGCUACUGCUCACUGAAUGUUCACUUGUACAAAGAACAGGGAAGGCACGACGACUUGUGGAGCAUAUUGGUAAGGUUUAAUGGUGAUAUUGGGUAGAGAAUGAUAGGUUAGCGUAGGGUAAAGUAGGGUAGGGUAGGGUAGAGCAUAGUUUACUAAAUUUACAUUUCAGUUUAUGUGUAUCGAGCUAUGUACAGCCACAUUACCAUGGAAAGGAAUGUCACGGAAAGAAUCAGGAGCCGUCAAAGCUAACGUCACCGAUGCCGCACUCUGUAAAGACUGCCCACCAUCGUUCAUGGAGAUUACAAAGAUGCUGAAGUCGUAUGAAUUCAAAACCACACCAGCCUAUGACACAAUAAAGGGACUGCUAAUGAGAGACAUUCAGAAUCUGAAGGGUAAUAUGAAUGAUCCAUUCGAAUGGGAAAAGACUGACAAAAAGGUGGAGAAGAAGAACGAGGAGAAAGAUCAUGAUGAAAAGGCCGAAAUUGAUCAGGUAAGGCAUUACUAUAGUAAAUUUUUGAGACUUUAGUGAGUUUCAGGUUUUCGUGGUGGGACACAAUUGGUCAAAAUCUUUUUAUUUAGCAAGCUAAAGUGCAUUUUUAAGUAAAAAACUGGUCUCAACUACGUUUUUUGGUAAAAAUGAUGUUUUUUGAAAAAUUUUUAAAAAUCAUGUUUUUGUGGUGAGACCCGAUUUUUUGUUUUUUUAUUAAAACUUAUUCUUAAGGUAGUAAAAUGACAAUUUAAUACGUAUUGGGUGUUCUGUAACUAAUUUUUUAUACAUAAUAUUGAUAAAACAUGUUUUUUAAACAAAAUUUUGCUAAAUCAUGUUUUCGUGGUGGGACCCGAUGUUCUGAUUUUUUAGUUAAAAUUGAUUCAUAAGGUAGUAAAAUGAAAUUUUAAAGCGUAUUAUGUGUUUUAUAACUAACUUUUUAACAAACUUUUCAUAAAACACGUUUUCGUGGUGGGACCCACAUUUUUGGAAAUUUUUUAAAUGUGGGGAUAUUUGGCUAUUAUUUAUGUGUAGUGAAGUAAAAUACGUUUUCUGUAACUAUGUUUUACAGAGCGAAGACACAGACACAAAGAAAGACCUGGAAGAAUCGGUGGAAUCCCAAGCCAGCGACGACGAAUCCCAAACCAAAGGCUUUGCCAAAGAAGACACGCUGGACAAUGUGGCGGAGAUGAACAACAACAAGAGUAUUGAAACAACUAAAAAGUGA